Molecule: messenger RNA, 1221 nt
Organism: Cannabis sativa
Lineage: Eukaryota; Viridiplantae; Streptophyta; Magnoliopsida; Rosales; Cannabaceae
Exons: 1
Coding region: 357-725 (122 amino acids)
Source: RefSeq, a predicted model, not a curated record
AAAUAUAUAUUAUAACGAAUUAAUAUUAAACCUAAUCAUCUUUGAAAAAGAAAUUAGCUAAUCAAUUACCCCCGAACUUUACCCUCCAAGAAAUUAAUAAUAAUAAUAAUAAUAAUAAUAAUUUUCCAAAGUCUCUAGCUAUGUAAAUAAAGUAUGAAAGGUUAAGCCGUUUUAGUUUAAACCCAAGUCCAUGUUCUUGACUUGAACCCAAAUUUCUCCCAACGCAAACGGCCAAAUACCUCUCUCUUUCUAAUAAUAUAUAAUAUAUAUACAUACACACGCAAAUAUUACUUCCCUCUUCCCAUAAAUACUUCUUUAGAUUCCUCGUGUUUCACCAGAUAUCAUUCAGUUCCAAUAUGGCUUCCGAUACUACUUCUGCUAAAAUAACCACAAGAAGAGCAACGACGUCGUCUUCGUCUUCUUCGUCGCCGAUAGGGACGGUAGCUGACCGAGCCUCGUGGUACUGUGCAGUGGUUUUACUUAGCCUAAUCUUGGUGGCCUCGGUGCGCCAGAGCUCUAAUUCUGACGAUUCAUUCAGAGGGAACAGAUUCUUGGAUCGACCCUGCGAUGAGAUUUAUGUCGUUGGAGAAGGGGAAACACUCCACACCAUCAGCGACAAGUGCAGCGACCCAUUUAUUGUGGAGCGUAACCCACAUAUCCAUGACCCGGAUGAUGUCUUCCCCGGCCUUGUUAUCAAGAUUACCCCUUCUAAACGCUUCGACUAGAAUCAUCUUUCUGGGCUCCGGUUUGUAUCAUAUACAUACAUACAUAUAUACUCGUCAGUUUUCCGAUAGAGAGAGUCGAUUUUCUUGUCACUUUCUUUUAUUUUUUUUAAUGUGUAAAAAUUGAAAAAGGAAAAAAAAAAUAGAUAGAGAUGGAAAUUGUUACGUAAUAUCUCAAAUUCAGUCUUGGAAUAUUAGAGAGGAUCUUUCUAUUAGGUCCCCCAGUUCAAGAUUGUAUAUGAUCAUGUUUCUCAAUUUUCUUGGUUCCCAAACGAAAUAAAAUUUGAUUUUUCUUUUCUUUUUCUGAAAAAAAGAUAUUUGUUUGAUUUGUGAUUUAGUUAUAAAUUCUCGUUUAAAGCUUGAAAUAAUUGUUAUGUAGUUGAGCUUUUUAUGUUUAUUGUUAAUUUAAUUAAGUGAUUUUAUUCAAAUAUAUUUAUUGGAGUUUAUGCGGGUGUAACAUUAAAGAAACGGUUAUCUUAAGAACAAAGUAGGAUUCUAA